Molecule: messenger RNA, 7842 nt
Organism: Penicillium cosmopolitanum
Lineage: Eukaryota; Fungi; Ascomycota; Eurotiomycetes; Eurotiales; Aspergillaceae
Product: tetratricopeptide repeat protein
Exons: 5
Coding region: 1-7842 (2613 amino acids)
Molecular function (GO): protein binding
Source: RefSeq, a predicted model, not a curated record
AUGGCUUCCCAGCAAAUUCAGGCGGAAGCUCAAAAGCACGGAGAGAAUAUUGGCCUUCGUGUUGCCCGGAGCCUGGGCAAGCGCAUGUCCAUAGGCGGUGGCUCGAAAGACACCACAAGCAAAGAGCACACUGAUCAGACUGGCACUGAUCAGCGUGCUAUUGAUAAGGGCGAACAAAUCAAACAGGGCACUGGCCAGAGCGGCAUUGACCAGCAGGCUGCCGAUCAAGGCGAACAAUUCAAACAGAGCACUGGUCAGGCAUUGGUCAGAGUGGUAUUGGUCAGCAGACUCUCGAAAAAGGAGGACAAGUCAAGGAUGAAACCACCCAAGGGAAACUUCGGCAGUGCCAAAGGUCUCGCGGGAAAGGAAGAAAGUCCCAGAGAUGUCGUUAGUGGAGGAGACACUGCCGGUGCUAUCGGUGGUGCCGGAUCAAAUACGGAAUACCUAAGCCCAGCAAGUGCUGAAAACGCUGGACGCCGAAUGUUUGGCAGCGUUUCAGUCGGGCCACCGGAACCCAACGACGAUAUUCGAAGAGGUCCUAUCUGGCCUGGACCCGGAGACCAGAGGCAAACAGGCAAUACUGCUUCCAAAGGCGCUGGAAGCAGCGCCAAAGGAGGACUGAGCCAGGAAAAAAUGCAAACCAGUCAGGCACAAAGUCAGGGCCAGGCUGUUGGUAGAUCGCCAGGAAUUGCUUGGGCUCAGAGCCAAUCUGAUUCGGGCCAGCAGAAUUGGAGUCAAACCAAAGAAAGCACCACCAAGACCACCGACCAGACCUUUUCCCAGACAAGUGCUAAAGGAUUGGGGCAAGAUCAGCAGCAAGACCUGAGGAAAGAAUCGAGCGUUCUUGACCCGACUAGCGACAAUUUCCGCGCAAACGAAGCCGGAGGAAUUAGCCCUACUCAGAAAACGAUGGGCAACAAAUCCGAAGGGCAAUACGGCGCCAUGAAAGAUGAAGCCAAAAUGGGCGAUGCAAGUAAGGACAAAGACAAAUCUUCCCAAGGCCAUGGAUUAUUGGGCCAAGCAAAAGAGAAGUUCAAUCAAACCCUGGGGGUCGGCAGCCAGAGAAAGAAAGCGACCUCCCAGAGCAAGUCCAAGCAAGCCAAGGGUGGAGCAGCAGCUGCAGGUGGAAUGGCUGGAGCUGGACUCGCUGCACAAGGAAACAGUGCAGGCGGAACUUUUGGUGGUGGUGGUGACUCUAUCAGCGAUGAGUUCAACAUCAUAUCAGGUAUCAGUGACGAUGUCUUCAGUGAUGGAGCUGCUGGUAAGACUGCCGCCAAGGGUAUGGGCCAGGGCCUUGCAGGAAAAUCCUCUACCCCCAAGAAGAAGGGCGACAUGGCCAAAGGAAUGACCGCAGGGAAGACCCCACAGGCCUCCAAGCAGUAUAAACAAGGUGGAAAAUCAGUUGCCGCGGGCCAGGGUAUCAACAAGGAAAAAGGAGCCUUGGGCCAGGGCACAUCCGACAUGUCCACCAACCCGAUGAGCCAGAAGCUGUCCAAACAAGGCGGUAUAACCAUGGGAGGUAUGGCCGCCAUGUCUGGAUCUUCAGCUUCUGACAAUGGAGCAUUUGGAGGCUCGGGGGGCCGAGGUGCUGGUGCCGGACUUGCUACCGGUGCCGCUGGCAUGGCCGGGGCUGGAGCUCUUGGAACUGGUCUCAAGCAGAGUGGAAGCCAAAAGGGCAUGGGUCAAGCAGGUAUGGGUCAAGCAGGUAUGGGCCAAGCAGGUAUGGGUCAAGCAGGUAUGGGUCAAGCAGGUAUGGGCCAAGCAGGUAUGGGUCAAGCAGGUAUGGGCCAAGCAGGUAUGGGCCUAGCAGGAAUGGGUCAAGCAGGUAUGGGUCAAGCAGGUAUGGGCCAAGCAGGCAUGGGCCAACGAGGCAUCAUGAGUGAAGAAGCCACCAGCUCGACCACCGGUGUCUCCUCUACCCGUGUCGUGCAGAACCUAAGUGGAAGUAGCCACCGAGUUACCAUCUUGCAAGAGAAGGUUCAAUCCGUGACGCAGAAAUGCAAGACUCAACUGGGCCUGUCUGCAAUCGAGAUCACUCAGCGAGGCCCUACUGUCGAUGCUUUCUUCGAUGCUGUGGCUGCCGAGCGCCUGCGCUGGAUGCCCCGCGACGGAAGCCGACUGGAUUGCAGUCUGAGAUGGGCUUCUCGUCUCGCCUAUGCGGUUGAUGCCCUGCGUGAAUCAAUCGGGGCCUUUGCACCCGGCGCCAAUGAGGCGGCGAAGAUGAUAUGGGGUUUCUUGAUUCUACUUUUGGAGUCUGAUAUUGACAACACCGACCUCUUCGAGAGUGUCUUUGGAAGAUACGGUCGUGUGGCUGUUGGCAUUCACCUGCUGCUUCAAUAUGAAACUGCUUACAAGUCAUCUCCCGAGCUUCAGCCAGAGGCGGCUGCCGUGUUCGCAGAUCUCCUCGAGAUGAUCUCCACCACCUCUUCCAGCUGUAUUGAAGGCUUCAAGAGCAAGGAGUCUGAGCAUGUCACCGGCCACAACGUGGAUUCUGGUUUCGUGAUCUACGCCAGACGUUACUCUACCCACUGGAAUACCAUUGUCGAGUCUGCUACCUCCAAGGUUGUCAGGCACAGCUCGUUGAUCUACUCGAGCCCUGAGCUGGGAAGUCUUCGACAGUUCCUGGGAGUACAGGAUCGCCCUCUGCAAUUCAUUCUUGAUUCUCGCAGCCACACUUUGGUCGAUGGAUCAUUUGAAUGGUUCAACAAUACUCUUUAUGACUUCACUAUUGGAAAGUCUCCUGUCUUGCUCAUGACUGGUGGCCCUGGAGCUGGAAAAAGUGCUAUGGCACAGUGGACUGUGGAGCGAUUGCAGGAAUCGGCCGAACAUGAUAGUUGGAAUGUCAUUCCCUACACCAUUCGCGCUGAUAUUCCGGUCGCAACACUCCCUCUGCGCAUCCUGAAGGGCGUUCUCCAUCAAAUGCUAGAUCACUCUGUCAGUGAUAGGAAAACACAGGAAGCUAUUCUUGUCCAGGUCGCCCACGCUGCUCAAGCUGCCAUGGAUGGUGCUUUCGAGUCGGAGGUAGAGGAAAGUCUCUGGAAGGGUAUUCGCGCUGGACUGGCUUCGAAUAUCCAGUACAUGUUUGUCGUCGAUGGUCUUGACCAGAUUAAAGGCGGCGAUUCCGAUGCGAUUGCCUUCUUGGAGAAGAUCACGGCCGUCUUGGACGAGCAGAAUGCCGGCUCAAAGAUGAUUGCCUUCACUCGUCCUCUCAGCUCGAAGCUCAGUACCAGAAACAUUGGACAGUUCACGAUCCAAAGCGCCCAGACUCAUACCGACCUCUCCACGUAUGUCCACAAGAUGCUCUCAUCUGGCUCCCACUUCGAAGAAUCGAAGAAGAGUCAGCUUCAAUCUGCUGUAUCUGCCAUUGUCAACCGCUCCCAAGGAUCCUUCAGCUGGGCUGAGAUGGCAAUUGCUCACGCCGGCCAGCAGAGAAAUCCGGCGCAGUCAAUUUCGUCUAUCCAAGGCUUACCUCAAACCAUGCCGGAGCUCUUAGACUUCCACAUGAAGAGUCUAGAUCUGAGCCAGACAGAGACCAGGUCAAUCAUGGCCUGGUUGGCUGCUGCCGAGCGACCCUUGCUGGUGGAGGAAGUCGAACAGCUCAUGGCUGUCGAUGCAAAGGGACCAAGCUUCGUGUCGCGUGCCUCUCAUGUCGACUCUGCAUGGGCCGCUGCUCUUCGACCUCUAGUUAUGACCCGCGAUGGCGUUGUCUCUUUUGCGCAUACGUGUAUUCGCGACCAUGUCAUCAAACAGGUCAGAUCUGUCGGUGACAAAUCACCACUCACCCUGAAGGAGGCCCAUCACGAUCUUCUGACAAGAUGCCUGGCAUGGGUCCAGCUGAGUGUUCGCGAAGAGAGUGAAAUCUCAAUGGACAAGCUGAGCAUGGAGGAGCGCAACCGUCUGUUUGAUAAGUAUGCUGUGCUGGAAUACACCGCACGCUAUUGGAUGUCGCAUCUUCUGUCAUCGCCUCUAGUCACAGACGCCGGCGAAUUCCAGUUCACUGCCAGCUUCAAAAAGCUUCUUCCUGUGACUGUUCUGUUUGCUCGCCUCGAGCUUACGUGCAAGGAGUCGCAGUUCACUCGGUCCAGUGUCCUUGAGCUAUACCGUCUCGCGACUGAUAUCCGACGCCUGGUCCUUGGUGAAAAGUCGAUGGCACUCCUGCAAAGUCUGCUACUUAGCGCUCGUGUUUCCAAACUGGCACAUGCUAGUCAUGCAGAAGAGCACUGCUAUGAUGCUUGGAGACUCAGUCAAGAGCUUCUGGGACAAUCUGACAGCAUCACUUUGGCCUGUGCCGAGAUGAUGACACAGUCAUUUACCGAGAGUGGAACUAUGACUACCCAACAGGAGGAUAUUAUGAAGUAUCUCAUCCUGACCGACACGGAGAUCACUGGCGUGGAAUUCAACCAGCGACUAAAGUACCUCGGAAUGAUCGUCACUACAUACAAGUCGCGCAGCGACAAUCACUCUGCUCUUCUGAUCUCCCGGGAAUACUACCAGCAGAUCCUGGUUAAGUAUGGUUCCAGCUCUAGACAAUCGUCUGAGACUGCCGACUUCCUCACUGGUCAGUUCUCGAGUACUGGAAGUGACGAGAUGAGUCGCGAUAUCGCACGUACCAAGUAUGACAAUGUGGUUCGCACCAUGGAUGUCACCGACGAACGCCGCAUCAAGUAUGCUCUGUACAUGGCUCAGCUCUACGAGUCUCAGGGCGAAAAGGCUCAAGCUCAGGGAAUCUUGUCAAAUCUCUGGACCGGUCUGAACUCUCGCGACAUCGAUUCCGUCGAUAUGAUGGACAAGAAGGCCAAUGUCGCUCUCGUCUACUACCAGUUCCUGCGUCGCCAGGGCCGCAAUGAUGAGGCUGAGGUGAUCAUUCGUGAAUUGGUCGCUGACCUUGAGAUCACUGGUAUUCAUUCCAAUGAGAUGAUGCAGCGCGUGCAACUGCUUCGCGCCGAGACCCAAGAGAUGCACAUGUACAGCCUGGAUCGGUCCUUGUCUAUCCUGAUGUGGAAUUACUACAAGGAAAGCAACCAGGAAUAUUCCUCCGAUGCCGUCGAGCUUGCUAUGUCGCUAGCCGAAGGAAUGGCAAAUACCGUGUCUAUCGAAGACAGUACUUCUCUAUCUGGUCGCGACCGCAAGCUGAUGGUUGAAUUGUUGGACUCGAUUACCUCGUCACCCAGCAACCUUUCCGUCUCCACCCUCAUUCUCUGUCACAACCUCUCGAGUAUUUAUGUUCGUGAGGAAGAUUGGUCGGAAGCUAGCGAUUGCUCAAAGGCUGUCCUACAGCACGUCUGGCCUACCGUCGAGCAGGCCGGAUCUCACAAGAAGCUUCCAACUGAGCUGGCACCUCCCGUGGCUGAUCUGGCUCUGGUCCUGGCAUAUUGCCAUUUCCGCAGACUUCAUCUGGAUCAAGCUACUAUUGUUUAUGAGAAUGCCUUUGGAUCACUUGUUGCAUCUGAAAGAGUGCCCGUACCUUCGGUUCUUGCUGUGGCAAAGGCCGUCGUUGAAUUCUAUGAGACAACCUUCCAGUUCACCAAGGCGUUGACCCUGCUCCAUUCAGUUAGCAAUUUCCUCACGAGUCGUCUGGGAGAAACUCACAAGCACACCAUUGAGAAUCUAUACUUGGAAGCUGCCCUGGCAACCCGGUUGGAGAUGAACCAUGAAGCCAAGAGUACCUACCAGCGCAUCUACAAUACAACCCUGCGCGGCAGUACCAUCGCACCCGAAGGAAUGGAAGCAGCACUUGCUCUCAUUGUUCUGUACGAGAAAGAGCUGCAGUGGGACUCUGCUCUUGAUGUCUACCGCCAUGUCUGGCCUACCCUUGUCAUGCACGAGCAAAUGUCCGUAUACGACAGAAUGCAGACCGAGAAACUGAUUGAGAAGACCUACCUUGGCUACAUGAAUAUUCUGACAACACGGACGAAGAGUACUGAAUUCACCGAGCGCUACAAGGUGGCAUCUGAAUACGUGAUGACCUGUGAAACCGUAUACGGUCCCACGCACCAAAAGACCCUCAGCGCAACCCUACUCUUCGCCGAGCUAUGCGAGUCCAACGACUCGUAUAUAGACGAAGCCAUCUCGCUGUACAAGAAGCCCCUGCAAACAAGCGAAUGGGUUCCUACUUCGCAAUCUGCAAAGGGUCUCGACCAGAUGACACAGCCUCUGCCAAUUACAUUGAAACACAAGCUGGCUCAGUUGUUCGUUCGCAAGCGUGAUUCUACCAGUGAAGCUCGCUCGUUGUAUACUGAAGAGUAUCAGCUCGCCAAGAAGACCCAGGGAUUCUUCUCAACAACCACCCUCUCUUGGCUCCGCGAACUUGCUCUUGCACACUCGCGCCAGGGCACGCCUACCUCCGUGCAGCAGGGUAAUGCCCUUCUCCACACAUACGUGACAGACGUCCUUCACGCCGGCGGUGAAACAGACAUGAUGGCCGACUGGGCUCGCAAGAUCGCCGCGAUCUACCUAGAAUGCGGCUUCAUCGAAGGCGGCAACAAUGUCCUGAGACGAACUGCGUCACCGUGUCCAUUCGAAGAAUCAUUCGGACGCCGCGCCAGCUCCACACAAAUUAUGACCGAAAUGGCCCGCGAGAUGCAAACCCAACAGGCAUUUUCGAAGAAUCUGUCCGGACAUGACUUCGUUCCAACGCUCAUUGCUGGAGAUCGUCUGGCUCGUCUGCAGAUGCAGCAGAAUCGUACUCGUGCGGCGAAGGAUACAAAUAGAAAAUUGUACGAGUACUUCUGCGCUACACUCUCUGCUUCUAGUAUUUCGGACAGAGAUAUCGUGCAACAGUUCUACGGCAUCUGUCUCCGUGAGGUCCACAGUGAGAACUACACCUUGAACAUCCUCACAACGACAACCAGCCUUGUUCGAGACCUCUGCAACGAAUCUCACUUCAGCGACGCAAGCGAUGUGACCGGUGUCUUGCACUCAUUCCUCCAUCUCACCGACGGUCUAAACAGCUACGAGAGUAUCCUCGCCGCGACACAGCUCUGCCUAUACCUGAGCGGCCACAACGCCACCCGUUGCCAGAACACAACAAUGUUCAACGAAAUGUCCGUAAAGUCAAAGCUCCUCCUGCAAGAACUUAUGACGGCAUCAAAAUCAAUCGGUAUCGAAAUCGUCGAUCUCCCAUUCACCCAGCUAAACGACAUAAUCACCCUCCUGGGCGAACACGAAAUGUUCGACGAACUAGAAGGCAUCCUAACCCAACUCUGGACAUCAAGAAUCGUCCAACGACUCUGGACCCCGGACGUGGUUGUAUGGAUUGGCCGACGACUCGUGGAAACGCGUUUCUGCCGCGGCUCCGUCGACUCGGCUAUCCAGCUUUGUCGGGAUAUCUGCUACAACUUGCGUCAAGUUUGGGGAAGUUGUGAUCCUGUCACGCUGGAAAUGACGAAAUUGCUCUCUGGGCUUUUCACUGCGUCUAACGAUCAUCAAUCUGCCGCAACGCUGCACGAAGGCGUGCUGUACGAUUUGCUCAGUGACUCCGAUGCGAAGGACCAUCCACGUGCGGCCGAUACGGCGACGCAGCAUAUGGAAUUGAUGCGUCGGGCUCAGGAGCGUCUUGGUGGUCCGCAUACCUCUACUCGGGCUUCUGCGCAUGCGGAUUUGGUUUCGCAGGUUACUGAGCGCUUCGGAGUUGACUCUGAGCAAAUCAAGGGGGUCGGGGAGGCGAAUGGUGGUGAGAAGUUUGGCGUUUGGUCGAGGCCUAGACGCUUUAGUAUUGAUGUUGAGGAUUUGGAGGAUGAGCGUCAGAGUGAUACGCAUCAUAAUCAUCUCCGUGAGUCUAGUGGGGUUGGUUUAAUGAAUGGUAGUGGACAUGUGAGGAGGAUUUCGGUGCAGGCGCUGUGA